This is a messenger RNA of Amyelois transitella, 4992 nucleotides long. RefSeq lists its product as uncharacterized. Gene Ontology annotation, molecular function: RNA-DNA hybrid ribonuclease activity; nucleic acid binding; zinc ion binding. The record is from RefSeq and is a predicted model, not a curated record. The transcript has 2 exons. Lineage: Eukaryota; Metazoa; Arthropoda; Insecta; Lepidoptera; Pyralidae. Bases 1 to 4992 code for a protein of 1663 amino acids.
AUGGUGCUCACCCGGUCUCCUACCCGGAAAGAGGCGACCACCCGGCCUCCCCCUGCACCCCCCACGCCCCCUCCACCUUCUUCUCCACCUUUACCGAGCCAUUCUAGGGCCUUUUUAACAUCGGCUGGCCCCUCCGACCAAGCGAACGUGUCGCCUACCAGCGGAAUCGGUGCUCUGCUCACCCCUAACGUGGACCUUCAGGUGUCUUCCGACUCCGAAAUGCCCCGGCUGCAGUACGCGUCGGACAGCGAGUCAGUUAGCGGCUCACAAAUCAGCGCCAUAAGCAUGAGCGACACCCCUCAACUAUCUACCCCUCAAAUAUCCACCAAAACUGCACCAACCUCUAAACCGACUACUGGCAAAUCGAGUAAGUCCGCCAAUAGUAACAUGGUCAUAGAGUUGCCGGCUCACUCUGAGGAGGUGAAAGGCAUAGACUCGUUCAUGACCGUGAUAACGAAACUGACUUACACGAUCAAUAAAGCCGUAAACGAGGGAAAGAGCGUAACUGCAUCCAAUAAACGGCUCAUCUCCACGGCAGCGCAAGAGAUCCAAAGAGCUGCGCAGGCGCUGGCAAGGGUCAAUGAGGCCGAGCCGAAGACUGCGCCUCCUCCUCCAGCUUCAGAGAUCCUCCCGGAUCAGAGCUCUAUUGUCUCGGUUAUUCGGGAGAGCAUCCGCGAGGAGCUGAAGGCCAUGUUGCCGGCUCCAGCGCCCUCUCCACCGGCGCUCACUAAAUCUUUUGCCGCGGCCGUGGCGGCGCCUUCCCCAAAACGCAUCCCUCCUCCUUCGCGCACCCUACCAUCAAUAAUAGUCAAAGCUAAAGAAGCCAACGACAAACAGACAGUAGUAUACGACGAGUGGAGGAAACACAUCUCGUUUCGCCACUCAACUUUUGCCCCCAACAAGGUUAAAUCUCUGCGCCAGAACAUGAUAAAGGUCGAAUUCGACACAAACGAACAGCGCGAUGAAGUCCUACAUAAAGUUAAUAGUAUACCCGGAAUUGUAGCGGAAGAGUCCAAACUGCGGCGCCCUCUCAUCAUCCUGAAGGGAGUCAGCAAGGAGGUACAGAGGGAGGAAUUGGUGGACGUGGUAAGCCACCAAAACCAAAUCCCACCCGAGGACGUCCGCCUUUGCUUUCUCCUCAAAAACCGCAACGAUCGUUUUUACAAUGCAGUGCUAGAAGUGGCCCCGGCAAUCCGACGUAGGCUGGUCGAGGGUGAGCGCGUGAACGUGGAGCAUCAGCGGGUGCACGUGGCGGACUUCAGCCGCUUCGUGCAAUGUUACAAGUGCCUGCAGUUCGGGCACACUAACGGCAAAUGCACCGCAGAGUUCUACCCGUGCGCCCACUGCGGCUCCACUGCUCACCACGUUACCUCGUGCCCCGACCGUGCCAACCCUGACAAAAAGUGCUGUUAUAACUGCAAAUCUGUGCGUAGCGCGAACACAAACCAUGCAGCCACCGACAAUAAGUUAUGCCCUAGAAUAGUCAACGCAGUCAAAUCCCUACAGGAGAGCACCGACUAUGUCAAGGCUUGCAUCGUAACAACAUCUAAGGUGGCUGCUCUGGGAAUUACGCAGCUUUCCACCGCAAAUCUGGUCAUAGCUAGAGUCAGUCUGGGUCUCAACAAAUUGGAAGUGGCAUCCUUUUAUAUUGAACCAAACACGGACAACGACAACACCAUCGAAAAAUUGGAUCGUUUCCUCCGGUCAGCAGGUUCAUCCUUGCGGCUGGUUGGCGGCGAUGCCAAUGGCAGCCACCAGGAGUGGGGCGAAGCGUCGGCGAACUCCCGAGGGGAGGACGUUGUCGCGGUCAUGGCCUCGCACAACAUGGUCGUCUGCAACGUUGGUCAUGUUCCUACUUUCGAAGCGAUCCGACAUGGUGCCCAUUGUUCAUCGGUAGUCGAUAUCACCUACUCGUCCCAGAGUCUUGCGGACGCCGUUCACAAAUGGAGAGUCAAUAGCGACGCUUGCCCAUCCUCCGACCACAAUGCUGUCGAAUACGAGCUUCAUACUGCACGCAGACCAGAAAAACCCAAAAGCACAACUACAUUUAGGUUUUCGACAUACCGCGCCGAUUGGGAUAGGUUUCGUGAAAAGCUCAACGAAAGAAUGGAACCACUGAUCGCUCAAACCCAAUUAGACUCCCUCACUGGCAUCGGGCUGGACCGGGUAGUAGACCGCUUAACCGCGAUUGUGCAGGACACCUGCUACAGCACGCUCCCUCGCAAACCAGGAGCGAAGUUCUAUAACCCGUGGUGGUCCGAUGACUUAGAACUACAGAAGAAGGAGUGCAUCCGUCUACACCAUCGCCUCCACGACUUAAAGAAGUCAAAAAAACCCCUCGACGAGGUAAUAAAAUUGUAUACAAAAGCAAAACAAGAGUAUGCCCGGACCCUCUCGAAAACAUCGACUGAUCAUUUUCGACAGUUCUGCGAGGCGCAAGGCAAGGAAGACGUUUGGGCGGUCACAAACCGUAUCAUCAAGGACUCACCACUGAGGAGACCUCCACAAACACUCAAUUGCGGUGGAGCAUUCACUGACAGCGGCGAAAAUACAGCUUCCGCGCUCCUCAAACACUUUUAUCCCGAUGAUACCCCUGACAAUUACAGCGAACAUCAAGAGACGCGGGCUGCAAUGUCUGAAUCACCCAACACAGAAGAAGAUCUACUGUUUUCAGAGGCAGAGAUCCGAGAAUGUCUCUCUCACAUCAGCCCUAAAAAAGCUCCAGGAGCCGACCACCUCACUUCAGACAUUUGCAGCGCGGUCUUUGAGGCUCAACCGGACUUCCUCACGGCUCUGUACAAUAGAUGCCUACAAAUAGGUCACUUUCCUAAACCCUGGAAACGAGCGGUAGUCAAGAUUUUGCCCAAACCGGGCAAAACUGACAUGGACUCGUUGAGCUCGUACAGACCCAUUGGUUUAAUCUGCGUUUUCGGGAAAAUCCUCGAAAAACUCAUCGUUAAAAGGAUCAUGUACAAAGCCGAAUGCGAAAAUUCCCUGAAUACCAACCAGUUUGGCUUCAGGGAGCAAACCUCAACAACAGACGCCCUUGGAAAAGCCUUAGAAGUCAUCAGGACAGCAAAAUCCAACGGUCGCCAAGUUGUGGCAGUGUCGCUGGACAUCAAGGCGGCAUUUGACAAUGCUUGGUGGCCAGCACUUUUCAAGCGACUCCAACACAUAAAAUGCCCCAAAAAUAUCUACCACCUUAUCAGGAACUACGUUACUGACAGGAUCGUCACUUUAAAUUAUGCGGACGGCGAGGCCUCCAAGAGUAUGUCCAAGGGUUGUGUCCAGGGCUCCGCGUGCGGACCAGUAUUUUGGAACUUAAUACUGGACGAGCUUUUGAACAUCCAACUCCCUGAAGCCGCGCACAUUCAAGCGUUUGCAGAUGACGUUCUUCUAAUCGUUGAGGGCAAAACACGGGAAGAAGUCGAGACUGCCACUGGAAAGUGUCUUGAUAUCAUACACUCAUGGGGGAAAAGAGUCAAGCUCCAAUUCGGUCCUGAAAAAACCCAAGCCAUCUCGUUCACUGCACAAACCAAACAAGCCCGAAUAACUAUCAGCAACACCGUCAUUCCAAUAUUGAAACAGAUCAAACUUCUAGGGAUUAUAAUAGACGAUAAAUUAAACUUCAUACAGCACUCGAAAUACAUUAUAGGAAAAGCCACCAAGAUAUUUAAAAAUCUGUGCAAAUUCGUCAGGCCGACUUGGGGCGUCCACUCUGAAAAUGUAGAAUGUAUAUACAGACAAGUGAUCACGCCCAUCAUCACCUAUGCUGCUGGAAUCUGGGGAACGGCCAUCAAGUUUUACUCAGUACGGCAGGCACUACGAGCGUUUCAGAGAGCAUUCGCAAUCAGAGCCAUAAGAGGGUUCCACACCAUAUCCGCGGUAGCCGCGGAGGCCCUCGCGCAAUUUCCACCCCUGCAUCUGGUGAUAAAGGAGGCCUAUGAAGUCCACAACAUCAAAACGACGGGCACCUUUGAGGACCUACCUCAGGAUAUCAAACUUCACAGACGUGUCCCAAUAAAAGACCUCUUACACCCCGCUAAACGGAUCUCCAUCUCGUUCGCCGAAACUACAACACAAAUAGACACAAACGAUCUCAUUAACCCCGAUGCUCCCAACAUCUUUACUGAUGGCAGUAAGAAAGAGGACGGGCAAGCGGGGGCAUCCUUUGUGGUGAUGAAGGAAGAUCAACAACCGGUAAUAAAGAAAUUUAAGUUGUGCCGCACAGCUUCAGUCUUUAUGUGUGAGCUAUUUGCCAUUGCAGAAGCCCUAAAGUGGCUCAAAAAUUCAAACCGAAACUUCGCCGAAGCCCUCAUCUUCUCCGACUCCCAAUCCUCCCUUAAGGCCAUUCAAGACCGCAGCAACACCGACCCUUUAGUUAACCAAAUUCACCAUCUCAUCUCCUUCCUUUCUUCCAUCCACAUAACAGUGAAAUUCAUAUGGUCCAAGGCUCAUGCUGGCAUAGUGGGAAAUGAGAUAGCAGAUGUUGCGGCGAAGGAGGCCGCCGAGAAGAAAACCGCAACACUGCUAAACCACUUCCCACUCUCACACGCCAAGCGACUUCUGCGUCAGCGCACUUUAGACGCUUGGCAGUGUGAAUACGAGGCGGCCCCACAAGGGGCCAUCACAAAAUCAUUCUUCUCAUCCAUACAUGCAAUAGCGGAAUUCAGAAAAUUUGUAAAAAUCUCCUUCACCAUCACACAAAUCCUAACUGGACACGGAUACCACAAAUCAUAUCUCCACAAAUACAAAAUAACAGAGGAUGAUCGUUGUCCUUGCGACGACGAGACUCCUCAGGACGUGCACCACCUUUUAGAACACUGUCCAAUAUUCUACAGUAGCCGCGAAAAAUACACAAUGAUGUGCCUUAAAAUGAAAAUCGAACCUUUUAACAUCGUCGCGCUUACUAAAUCCGAACAGGUCACUAAAUACUUCAUAGAGCACGUAAAUUACAUAGUCACACACCUAAAACAAAUAAAUGGCACUUAA